AGCUCAGCGGCGAAUGCGGUGUAAAGUGGACGGCACGGGCGCGCAAACGGACAAGAAGACACAAAAAAACUACACUACUUUUCGUUUUCAACACCUUGCCAUUUUGUGCAACCCGCUUGUACCAGGACUCUGUGAGGAUUUCCAGCUUUAAAACACCCUUCUGUGAACUAGUUUUCGUUUGACAUUUUGCCGGAUCUGUCGGAGUUUGCUGCACUGCGAGCCUCUCAAUAAACUGCAUUAUUCAUCUUUACCCACCGCUUUCGGCUCAUUUGUCUGCACCUUUCGCGAGGAUUUCCACGUUUCUAACAUGUACUCCGCUUUCUAUCCCGUGUGGCUCUUUGGAAACUGAUAUUUUAAACGUUUUAUCCAAGUUUUACGCAAGAACUAAGCUACUGUGGCUCGCUUUUUGUUCCAUGAAGGAUCCCUAUGUUCUUUCGGACUGACGAGUAUCCAGUGUUGCACCAAAUGGAAGCGGUAUUUCUUGAAUCUCUAAACCGCUGGUGCGCAACUUCGGGACGUUUUAAUUGGAUGCGUGUGCUUGGCUGAGACACAUACGCGCUCCCUCUUUCUCUCCCUCACCUCUCUUUAAACAUUAGUCGCUGUAUGUAGGGGCCACAAACUCCAAAGAAUGCGGGACAUUUUCAACUUGGAUUCACCGGCUGCGUUUUAAUUCUCGAUGUCAGUGCGCUUUCUUCUUCUUCCUCUUCUUCUUCUUCUCCACCUGCCCAAAUUCGUCUACCCAAUGCCUGCCAAUGGAUGUAGCGCAGCAGCGAUGGGGAAGCAACUCGCAGAGGGGUGAUCUCUCCAAACAAGAGGAACCCGUGAGCAAAAGACGCAUCGGGUGAAAUAGGACGCCAUCCUUCUUCUUCUUCUUCUUCUUCUUCUUCUUCUAAUUCUUCUUCUCCUUUUUCUUCUCCUUCCUCUUCUUCUUCUUCUUCUUCUUCUUCUUCUUCUUCUUCUUCUUCUUCUUCUUCUUCUUCUCCGCGCUCCCUUUCUCCUCCCAUGUUUUUUUGUUUCUUUAUACAUUUGUAAAAGACUGAUAGGAUACAGCGUUCAGCAGUCUGCAUGGAGAUAUAAACGGGGUUGCGUUCGCUCCUGUGCGCCAAAACCAGGACCAUGUCUCGUCUAUGCAGCUGCCCCACGUACCAGAGGGGACCUGCGCGCCUCGCCGUCUCUCAUUCGGGUCACUAAAUGGUUUUGUGGGGGAGGACUUGUAACCGGCGAGAUGCUGCUUGUACGACUGCUGGCAGCCCUGUUGUCCUGCGUCCCGGGCUCCCUCUCCUCCUCCCUGUCCUUCUCUCCUGCCUCUUUGGACAGCCCCACCAUGGCCGACCCCUCCUCCUCGGAGCUUAUGGCAGAGACAUGCUCCGUGUGUGCCUGCAUGUCCGUGGAAAACGUCCUCUACGUCAACUGUGAGAAGCUAACCGUGUACCGCCCGACGCAGCUAAUCCCUCCGGUUUCACAGCUGUAUCAUUUGAACUUCCAAUACAACAUUUUGAAUAUCCUCUACCCGAACUCUUUCCCUAACUUCACCCACGCUGUGUCACUGCAACUUGGCAACAACAACCUCCAAAAUAUCGAAGGAGGAGCGUUUUCCGGGAUGAGUUCUUUAAAACAGCUGCAUUUGAACAACAACGAGCUAAAGGUGCUGCGGGCGGACACGUUUAUCGGAGUGGAGAACUUGGAAUACCUCCAGGCUGACUACAACUUGAUUAAAUACAUCGAGAAAGGAGCGUUCAACAAACUCCAUAAGCUGAAAGUGCUUAUCCUCAAUGAUAAUCUAAUACAAGCGCUGCCUGAUAACAUAUUUCGGUUUGCGUCGCUAACACAUCUGGAUAUAAGAGGGAACAGGAUCCAAAAACUACCUUACAUAGGAGUUUUAGAGCACAUUGGCCGCAUUGUUGAACUGCAGUUGGACGAUAACCCUUGGAAUUGUACCUGUGACUUAGCUCCACUCAAAGCAUGGCUCGAAAAUAUGCCGUAUAACAUUUUUAUCGGGGAAGCUGUUUGUGAAACGCCAAAUGAUCUGUACGGGAGGCUACUGAAAGAGACCAAUAAACAAGAACUGUGCCCAAUGGGAACUGCUAGCGACUUUGAUGUGAGGAUGCCGCCUUUGCCAGGUGAUAACGGGCCUUCCAAAAUGUCCCCCACAACUAUAUUGCCAAUGGCUACAAAGUCACCUAAAACAACAGACUCUUCUAAAAUCUACGGUAACGGUAUCGUGGCUGGAUUACCGCCAUUCGGAAGAAAUAGCCAAAUUGUUUCCUUUCAAACCCGGACGCCACCUAUAAUGUGCCCACAACCUUGUAGCUGCAAGGCGCAUCCAUCAGAUUUUGGUAUUAGCAUCAGCUGUCAAGAACGAAACAUCAAAACGUUAGCAGAUCUUAUGCCCAAGCCUCCAAAUGCUAAAAAACUGCACUUAAGUGGGAAUUACAUCCGAGAUAUAAGCCCUAAUGAUUUCCAGGGGCUUGAAGGACUUGACCUUCUCCAUCUUGGCAGUAAUCAAAUUGUAACUGUCCCGAAUCGUGUUUUUGCCAACCUUACCAACUUACGGAGACUGUAUUUAAAUGGAAACCAGCUAGAACAGUUGCAUCCUGAAAUGUUUUUGGGUCUGACAAACUUGCAGUAUCUAUAUCUGGAGUACAAUGCCAUUAAAGAAAUCCUAGCUGGAACUUUCGACUCAAUGCCCAAUCUACAGCUCCUAUAUCUCAACAAUAACGUAUUACGGAGCUUGCCUGCUUACGUAUUCGCUGGUGUACCAUUGGCGAGGCUAAAUUUGAAAAACAACCACUUCAUGACACUACCUGUGAGUGGAGUGUUGGACCAAUUGCAAUCUUUGACCCAAAUAGACUUAGAGGGAAACCCAUGGGACUGUUCGUGUGAUUUGGUCGCCCUGAAACUCUGGCUGGAGAAGCUAAACGAUGGAGUAGCGGCCAAAGAGGUGAAAUGUGCCUCACCUGUGCAGUUUUCUAACACAGAACUAAGGAAUUUGAAAAGUGAAAUCUUUUGUCCAAAGCUGAUCCAUAGGCGACCGUUCAUUCUAACCAGCGCUACUCCAGUUUUGACCUCCUCCUCCCCUGCGGGAGUCGGAAAAGCAGCCAAUGGCGGACCUGUCCCACUGUCUAUAAUGAUCCUAAGCAUUCUCGUCGUGCUUAUAUUAACUGUUUUCGUGGCCUUUUGUCUAUUGGUAUUUGUGUUAAGGCGGAAUAAGAAACCAGCUGGGAGACAAGAAGGACUAGGUAAUCAAGAGUGUGGGUCGAUGUCACUGCAACUUCGCAGGCAUAACCAUAAAUCCGGGAAAAAAUGUGCGAUUCCCGGUGAUGACUUGGGAGGAGAGACGUUUAUCCCGCAAACUAUCGAGCAUAUCGGGAAGAGCCACACGUGCGGUAUUGGCCGGAAUUCCGAUUUAGAUGCAGGGUUCAAGUUUGCAGAUUCGCAGAGGCAAAAGAUUAUCCUACGAAACUGUGACAAGGAUAAGGACGCUUUAUCAACUUUGGAGCGAAACAAAAGACUCAGCACCAUCGACGAACUGGAGGAGUUUCUUCCCAACAGAGAACCGAGCAUGUUUAUUCAAAAUUUCCUGGACAGAAAAAGCGAUUUCAACAGUAUAGGGAUGGGAGGGUACGAAAUACGCUAUCCAGAUAGUAGAAGUUUGGAUAGAAAGAUGAAAAAGACGUCGCUAAUCGGAGGCAAUCAUAGCAAGAUUGUGGUGGAACAGAGGAAAAGUGAGUAUUAUGAGUUAAAAGCCAAGCUCCAAGGCACACCGGACUACCUACAGGUGCUAGAGGAGCAGACUGCAUUGAGUAAAAUGUAAGGAUGCUAUUUUUGUUUUUAAUUUCGUCCAUUGGUUCCAUGCGGGCAGACAGAAAGCCAAAGUCAUCUGUCUUUUCAAGCUUGAUUUGCUUCUCCCCCUCUCUCUCUUUUAGCCACACAAACAUAUCAUUCAACCCUCCUCCUCCUCUCCCUCCUCCUUCGUCUCCUUCGCUUUGGGUCUCUAUCUCUCUCCCACACAUAGCAAAAAAAGUGCCUUCUGGGAAUCCUUAAUGACCAAUGCAGAGAUGGACGAAAUGGCUCCACACACUUCAAAGCUAGCACUCGAAUCAGCGUGGACAUAUUUGCAAUUUAAAGACCUAUUCUGGAUUAUUCACCGUGAAUCAUACCACGUGCUUUCAUACAAUAGGGACCGGACAGCGACUAUACAGACUAGUAAAUUUGCUGCUAUAAAAAUAUUUCAUUUUGUUUUUUGUUUUUGGCUCAUUUCUUUCCCAACCAAAUUCAACCGCAAGGGUCUUGAAAAACAGUGCUUGAGAAAAUACCUCGCCAUUUUCAACAUUUAUUUUUUUCCCAAAAGAUUUCAAACAAUUGGUCUAUUUUUGCUUUAUGAAAGUUGUGCUCAGUCCUAGUUGCGAAGGUUAUGGAUACUUUGCUGUAAUCCGUAUGCAUUUGGGAUUUCUGCAUAGACUCUUUGACUUUUUUAUGGAUUCAAAAUGCUAGUGGUACUUCAUUUGGAAAAAGGCAACAAGGCACCGCUAUUAGGAAUGAUUUCUUGAUGUUUUUUUGUGUAAAGAGCCAUGUUAAAUAUAGUGUCUUCUGAAUGGUGUUUCUCUUCAAAAGUUCAAAAAACUGUUUUGGGUGAGAUAUUAUAUAAUGGCACAUUCACUGUCAGAGGACUUAUUUCUGAAGAAAAAGUUGAAAAAAUGUAAUUAAAAAACUAUAUUACUAAAGCUGCUUGCCAUGUAAGCGUAAACCUGGAAAUUUAUUUUGUAUGUCUUACAUUAUUUGUAUUUGUGGGACUGGUUUGUAAAUUACAAGAUGAAACAUUUAACGGACUUGAAAUGGUAUAAUCCUAAUCCCAACCCCUAUGGUCAGAUCCGUAGUCCAAAAUGCAGACAUAGUUGCUUUAUUUUUCUAUACGAGAUUAUUUAAACAGUAUUUGGUUUCACUUAAAGGUGCACUAUGUAACUUUUCUGGUGGACAGUCCACCAUCUCCUUGUCUCUAUGGAAAUUAGGUCUGUAGUCAAUUAAAGAAAUAAGGGGCAUGGCAAAAGCUCUCAAAACUAUUACAUAUCUUUGUUUAUGAGAUCCGAAGUGCACUCACAAGACCACACAUGCACGGGAGUUCAUGCAAAAACAACAAUUUAUGCAGAAUAAAGUAGAAGGAAGACAAAUUAAGCUUGUGAAUCAUGAAUCUGCCUUUUUAGAUAUAAAUACCAACGAAACCCAGAUCAUCAGUGAACUCACUAACUUCUCCUUUCUGUUGUUGUCCCAUAUAAAUCCUUAUAAUCUCAAUAAAAGUAGUCGUCGUCUAAUACAAAUUUUGGUUGACUAAAGCUCCGCCAACCGAUUAAUCGACUCAAUGACUAAAGGCCUGCAAACCUAAUGAAGACGUUACUGCUUUUUAUGGGAUGUUCCAAAGUACAUCUCAAUCUUGCAUUUAUUCUGAGACUUUUAUUUAUUUAUUUAUUUUUUAUUACUUAGUUGAAAAAACAGAUCUGACCUGUAACUUGGCCUCAUCACCUGCUUAUCUCUAUGGCGAUAAAUAAUACUGUGGAACCUUUUUUGGCAAGGCAGUAACAUCUCCAUUGAGGCAAGCAUGUUAGUGGACCCUACAGCAGAAAAGUUACACAGUGCAACUUUAACAGCAGAGAGAAAAGGAUUGUAUCAGGCAUCAAACUGGGACUGUCAGCUUUGUUGUUCUCAGUGGAAUUCGACCCGAGUGGCGUGAGCGAACAAGAGUUGGUUGUGAAACGUGAUAUUUUCCUUUUUUUUUAUUGCAACCUUAAGCCUAAUCUAGUCCUGGCAGUUCCUUUAUUAUUACUAUUAUCACCACUACUCUUAUAUCUCUGCCAAUUAUCUUGUUCAAGGUUAUGCAACCAAAAUAUAUGUGCAUUCAACUCAAUAUGGUUCUGCAUUGCUGGGAUGGGAAUUGUUCAAAAUUACGAAAUUGAGAAUCAUAUCCAUGUGCAAUAUAUGCUUCAAUUCAUUUUUGUUUUAUUUAUUUAAUUUCAAGCUUUUUUCACAAAUUUUGUUGAACUAUCCGGUCCUUAUUUAAAAGAGUAUUGUUAAGUUAAAACUAUGAGUGUUUAUUGACAUUUCAAUUGAAUAGAAUGUAUCUUGGAAAGUAUAAUAAAUACAGUUUUCUAUCAGUCAU
This is a messenger RNA of Periophthalmus magnuspinnatus, 6151 nucleotides long. It is a transcript of the gene slitrk4, whose product is annotated as SLIT and NTRK-like family, member 4. Gene Ontology annotation, cellular component: glutamatergic synapse; membrane. Bases 1226 to 3814 code for a protein of 862 amino acids. Gene Ontology annotation, molecular function: protein binding. The record is from RefSeq and is a predicted model, not a curated record. The transcript has 2 exons. NCBI's taxonomy places the organism in Eukaryota, Metazoa, Chordata, Actinopteri, Gobiiformes, Gobiidae. Gene Ontology annotation, biological process: regulation of presynapse assembly; axonogenesis; positive regulation of synapse assembly.